This is a messenger RNA of Colletotrichum siamense, 705 nucleotides long. RefSeq names its product H/ACA ribonucleoprotein complex subunit NHP2 (gene NHP2). The record is from RefSeq and is a predicted model, not a curated record. Gene Ontology annotation, biological process: snRNA pseudouridine synthesis; ribosome biogenesis; rRNA pseudouridine synthesis. Gene Ontology annotation, molecular function: box H/ACA snoRNA binding. The coding region runs from base 1 to 705 and encodes 234 amino acids. NCBI's taxonomy places the organism in Eukaryota, Fungi, Ascomycota, Sordariomycetes, Glomerellales, Glomerellaceae. Gene Ontology annotation, cellular component: box H/ACA snoRNP complex; nucleolus. The transcript is spliced from 2 exons.
AUGGCCGCCGAGAAGCCCGAGAAGAAGGAGAAGAAGGACAAGAAGCGAUCCGUGUCCGACGGAGGCGUCAAGAAGGACAAGAAGGAUAAGAAGGACAAGAAGGACAAGAAGGAGAAGCUCGAGCGCGCCCUCGACGAGCACCUCCAGGCCGACGUUGCCGCCACCGCCGUCGCCUCCGGCGAUGUCUCCUCCAAGACUGCCGACGGCCUUCCCGUCGUCGGCGCCCUCGUGCCCUUCGCCGUGCCAUUGGCCGACGAGAAGAACAUGAAGAAGGUCAUGAAGUCCAUCCGCAAGGCCGCCAAGAACAACACCCUCAAGCGCGGCGUGAAGGAGGUCGUCAAGACCCUCCGCAAGUCCCCCGCCUCCGGGCCCAGCAACACCGCCUUCCCCGGCGUGGUCAUCAUCGCCGGCGACAUCUCCCCCAUGGACGUCAUCUCCCACAUCCCCGUGCUCUGCGAGGACCACAACGUGCCCUACAUCUUCGUCACCUCGCGCGCCGAGCUCGGCGCCGCCGCCAAGACGAAGCGCCCGACCUCCGUCGUCAUGGUCACCGAGAAGCGCUCCGCCGCCGACGCCAAGAAGGCCGAGAAGAAGUCCGCCGGCGACGAUGCCGAGGAGGACGACGGCGAGGACUACUCCGAGGUCUACUCUGCCCUGGUCAAGCUCGUGCAGAAGGAGACGGCCAAGCAGUCUUUCUGGUCCUAA